Molecule: messenger RNA, 432 nt
Organism: Hypomesus transpacificus
Lineage: Eukaryota; Metazoa; Chordata; Actinopteri; Osmeriformes; Osmeridae
Gene: ndufc1
Product: NADH:ubiquinone oxidoreductase subunit C1
Exons: 4
Coding region: 73-282 (69 amino acids)
Cellular component (GO): mitochondrion
Source: RefSeq, a predicted model, not a curated record
AGUUCGAAUAAUCAAUCAAAGCACGCCUCGAUCACACUGUGGGUGAGGGAUUGCCUCUUGUGUGCUGCUAAAAUGACACUCAGUCGUUUAUUAUCGCGGGCAGUAAUCGUCAGCAAAAGUGGGACUAGGUCAGUGUUUACGGCUGGGACGCCAGAUUACAACAACCCCAACUGGGUGCGUGUUGGUUUAGCUUUUGGGACAACUGCAUUCCUUUGGGGCCUGCUCUUCAAACAGCACAGCACAGAUGUACAUGAGUACAAAGUGAGCAACGGCCUGGAAUAAAAUCUCUGACAUGACUAGAGCUGUUAUCGACCAGGAGGGUCAGUCUCUUUGAUCCAAUCGAUGUUGUUCUUUUGUUUGUCUAUUUUUUGGGGAAGUGAUAAUCCUGUGUCCAGAUUACCCAGUACUGUAUAAUAAAGUUAUGAACAUGUA